Molecule: messenger RNA, 1744 nt
Organism: Maniola jurtina (meadow brown)
Lineage: Eukaryota; Metazoa; Arthropoda; Insecta; Lepidoptera; Nymphalidae
Gene: Dus1
Product: tRNA-dihydrouridine(16/17) synthase [NAD(P)(+)]-like
Exons: 7
Coding region: 251-1651 (466 amino acids)
Biological process (GO): tRNA processing
Molecular function (GO): tRNA dihydrouridine synthase activity; flavin adenine dinucleotide binding
Source: RefSeq, a predicted model, not a curated record
GGAUUUUUUGGAUCAUGGAUUCCUUAUAUUAUUAUUUAUUUUGAAACGGAGAGGAUAAGUGCCUUUUUUGAUUUUUACAAGAUUUUUGCAGGGUUCAAGAAUCAAGACCUAAAAGUGUUUUCUAAUACCUACCUACCUAUCAAUAUUAUUGUGAAAAAAUUAUGAUAUCAAAGUGAACUUGACAAAAUAUCUAUUCUGCCUGCGAAAUAACUUUUUGCUCUCUCUGUUUUCUAUGUAAAAAUAUACCACAAUGAAUUCGGAAUGGUUUGAAUCAAUAGGGCGGCCUCAAUACGUAGUUGCACCGAUGGUUGAUGCUAGCGAGUUGGCUUGGAGGUUAUUAUGUAGGCGACAUGGGGCUACCCUGUGUUAUACGCCAAUGUUACACAGUACAGUUUUCACAAAGGACCCGAAAUAUCGAAAAGAAAACUUUACAACUUGCAGUGAAGAUCGCCCACUGAUAGUUCAGUUCUGUGGUAAUAAUCCAGAAACAAUGGCUGCUGCAGCAAAAUAUGUGGAAAAAGAUUGUGAUGCUAUUGAUAUAAACCUUGGAUGCCCGCAGUCAAUUGCUAAACGUGGCAGGUAUGGUUCCUUUCUCCAAGAUGAUUGGGAACUAUUAAGAAAAAUGGUUACUGCAAUGUGUAAAGCAGUUUCAGUGCCUAUAACAUGCAAGGUUAGAAUAUUCGAAAGUAUAGAGAAGUCUGUACAAUAUGCAUUAAUGUUACAAGAGUCAGGGUGCAAGUUGUUGACAGUUCAUGGAAGAACAAGGGACCAGAAGGGACCAUUGACAGGUAUAGCACGUUGGCAGCACAUUAAAGCCAUUAGGGAAGCUGUAUCCAUUCCAAUGUUUGCUAAUGGUAAUAUUCAGUGCUUGGAAGAUGUCCACAGAUGUUUAGAAUACACGAAAGUUGAUGGUGUGAUGAGUGCAGAGGGUAAUCUUACAAACCCAGCUAUAUUUGAAGGAAUCAAUGCUGUCACAUGGGAAGUAGCAUUGGAAUAUCUUGAUCUGGUGGAGAAAUAUUCAUGUCCAUCAUCCUUUAUAAGAGGGCAUUUGUUUAAAAUAUUCCACAAAAUAUUUACAUUUGAAAGUAAUAAUGAUGAAAGGCAAUUGUUAGCUACAGCUCAAUGUUUAGAUGACUUCAAACAAGUGUGCCUCAAAGUAAGGCUAAAAUAUUUACCUUAUCACCAAGGAGAAUCCACUUUUGAGGAUAAUGAAGGCAUUACUAGAAAUGGAUGUAAUCUAAUAUUACCACCAUGGCUGUGUCAGCCCUAUGUGAGGAUGUCACCAGAAGAACAUACACAGAAGAUGGAAAACCUAUGUAAAAGUCUGGAUAACAAUGAGACAAAAAGGAGUCUUGAAGACCUGGAUGGACAUGUCAUGUCCAGGAAAAAAAUGAAGAAAAUGCGGCGUAUAAUGAGAAGACCGCUCAAACCAGACGCCGAGGUAGCCGGCAGAACUGGCGAAAUCUGCAUCAGCGAAACAUGCCCUAACCCUUUGGGUGGUAAAUGCGAAUAUCGGCUUUGCAAAAAAUGUUGCAAAAACAAAUGCUUUGAAGAGGAUCUAGACUGCAAGGGUCAUAGAAUACUUGUACAUACUAGACGUGAAAUGGCGAAACAGUUUGCACAUCAAAAAGAAGUACCAUGUUUAUCAUAGAUAUGUUAAUACAUGUUUAAAUGUUAAGUUGUUAAUAUAGCUAAGUAUUUUUGUUAAAUAAGUGUUAAAAAUAAUAUAAUAUAAAGUGAAAUA